Molecule: messenger RNA, 2251 nt
Organism: Frankliniella occidentalis (western flower thrips)
Lineage: Eukaryota; Metazoa; Arthropoda; Insecta; Thysanoptera; Thripidae
Exons: 2
Coding region: 1100-2251 (383 amino acids)
Source: RefSeq, a predicted model, not a curated record
CGCACCAAGUCAUCCUCCGGCAGCCACAAGACUGGCGCCCCCGUCCUGCCAGCAACACCGCCGCGCGCUGCCGCCCCCAGCAGCAGGGCCGCCCGGACGGGCGGCAGCGUCCGCGCCUCAGUGCCGAGCCACCGCGUCAGCGCGCGGGGCCGCGGAGGCGGGGCCAGGGCGCCGCCCCCGGGGCACGGUUCGGCCACCGUCGGUGGCCAGCGCCCGGCCGUCGCCAGGACCAACCUGACCCCCUGCAGACCACCAGACGGAGCGGCCAGACGGCCAGUCCUCACGCCGCAGCCUUCGGGUGCGUCUAAUAAGUACAGAUUAGAGUCCAUCUCCAUCCCCACGAUGGCUGAUAGCAGACGAAUCCUUUCUGGUCACUCCAGGAGCGACCCGCACUCGCCCGCCGCCCAGGGUGGCCUCCCUCGCGUCGGUGUCGCGAGCCACCGCCGCACCUAGACCGCGCCGACGCAGGCGCACUCGCCGACCUUCCAGGGCGUUGCUCCAGCCCGAACCUUCCCGGUCCAGGACGACGCAAUACUCCAGCGCGUCCCUCCGGCCUUCCCGCUCCAGACCUACGCAGUCCAGGGCGUCACUCAAGCCCCAGCCAUCCCUCUCCAGGACAAAGAACGCCCCCAGGGCGGUGCUCAGACCCCCGCCAUCCCGCUCCAAGACAAGGAACGCAUCCAGGGCGGCCCUCAAGCGUGCACCAUCUCGCUCCACGACGAAGCAGAACAUCUCCAGGGCGGCGCUUAAACCCCAGCAAUCUCGUUCAAAGACAAAGAACAAUGCGUUGCCACAGCCAUCCCGCACCAAGACGUCGCUCAACCACCCUCACUCCAGAACGACUCACUUGAACGGAGAACUCCAGCCUCUGCCUUCCAAACGGAGAGCGGUGGCGUCCCAGGCGUCGAUAGCGACGCCGUGGCGUUCGAGAGAGACGCCCUCCUCCAGGGUGUCUGUACCUCGCCGAUCCAGGAAGUCUCCGUCCUCGCAGUUGUCCCUGGGGGCCGCGAGGACCGUAGCGGCAACUCGCUCGCGGCUGCCACCGCCGGCCGUGCAUCGGGGCGUCCGCGGCGCGGCAUCCUACUCGGACGUGACGGGGAUGGACUGGAGCGACGGCGAGGCCCGCGGCCGCGGCCGAUGUCAGCGGGCGGCCGGCAGGAUCCGGAUGCACCGCGCCCUGGCGCCCGCUCCGCGAGGCGGUGAGCAGGAGCAGCCGACGGGGUCCUGGCCGUGGCCGUGCGCGGGGCGCCGCUCUGACCGCGCGGACCGAGCCGACCGGCCGCCCACCCGCCGCGUCAUGCCCGGAGCACCUGCAGGCCGGCCCGCGGGCCCCACCGCCCUGGCGCCUCUGCCCGCCCAGCGGGGGCCCAGCGCGGCCAUGCUGCAGCUGCAGGUGGCCCAAGACCUCCUGCGUCCCGAGUGCAUCCGGCAAAUGUCGGACCGCUGCCUGGCGCAGCCCCCGCCGAGCAAGAAGCCGUCGCCGAUGAAGCGCGACAGCAAGGUGGCCGCCGUCGCCAUCGCCGCCGACAUGGACCGCGGCGGCGUGCCCGCCCCCGUGUCGACGGCGAGGUGGUACGGUCCGGCCACGACGAAGCAGCGCCAAGGACUGCCCACUCCGGACCAGGCCGCGGGCCCCGCGCCGCCCUCCGCGCCGCCGCUGCUGGAGCUGCCUCGGACCUCCGCCAGCAAGCCGUCCGCAGAGCCCUCGCUGACCAGGGUCACGCGGCGCUGCUCGGGCAGCGCGCUGCGCCAGCACCCCGACGUCGCGGACGUGCCGCGGCCGUGCCGGCGGAGGAAGUCUGCCGUGGCCGCGGGGCACGGGAUGGCCGGGCGGCUCAGGGCGCCACGCACGCAGAGGUGCACCGGCGAGGAGCCCUGCAGCUCGCUGAGGAGACCGCCGCCCAGGUCGCCCCGCAGCACGGGCCGCACGGUCACCGCGCCGCCACCCCGGGCCGUGGCUCCAGGGCGCGCAGAGGGGGCGGCUGCCAAAGACCUGGGACGUCCGGCGAGGAACGGCAAGCCGGAGUACGCCCCGAACCGCAAGACCCCGUCAACCAAUAACGCACGAGUCCAGGCACCAGCACGUGCCAAGCCAUGUCCAGUCUCUCCGCCCACCCCAGUGCCCAAACGACAAGCCCGGAAACGGAGAGAUCAGAAGGAGCAGAGGGAGGUUAGAAGGGAGCAGGAUGCUGCAACUCGUAGGUCAAAGGAAAACUUAAGAAUUUCGCAGAUGAAUAAACGGUGCAGAUGA